Molecule: messenger RNA, 264 nt
Organism: Phanerochaete carnosa HHB-10118-sp
Lineage: Eukaryota; Fungi; Basidiomycota; Agaricomycetes; Polyporales; Phanerochaetaceae
Exons: 3
Molecular function (GO): protein binding
Source: RefSeq, a predicted model, not a curated record
AUGGACGCAAAUGAGCUCGGGCGGUGGACGCGUUUCGCGGCGAAGGGAGGAAUUGGGAAAUGUUUUGCUGUGCAGGACUGUGUUGCAGAGGAGGCAGAGGACCUUAUGUUCCUCAAGGACGACGAGAUUGUGGUCCUGAUGCAGCUUCCAGGCCAAGAUGAUAUCUAUCUGGGAUACUGCGAAGGUGUCGUAGGACGGUUUCGUGGUUCCGACGUUCGAUUCCGAGGCCGCUUGAAGAAGCCCGUUAUGGCCAAGCGAUCAUCU